AAAACACCCAGAGGGAGGGCCCAAGUGUGCCCGUGUCCGGAGUGACAACAAAAGAAAGAGGGGAGAGAUAUUCCAAAGGAGCGCUUUCUUUUCCCUUAGGGAGGCGGGCGAAGAGAAGAGUGUGUGUGUGUGUGUGUGUUUGUGUGAGAAGCAGGGACGCGGGAGGCGGGAAGCGCGCAAGAGGAGGAGGAGGGAAGGCGAGGCGACGCCGAACAGGUGGCCAGAGGCAGCGGGCAGGAAGGCAGCCAAGCAGCGGGGCGGGCAAGCCAGCGAGCAGAGCCUCCUCCUCCUCCUCCUCCUCCUCUCGGCCCACAGCAUGUGAAGCAUCCACGGAGUCGCCCCUUGGCGGGACUCGACCCGCUCGGCUCGGCUGGGCGCGCGUGGAAUCCCGCUCUUCCUUUUCCUCGCCCUCUUCUCUUGGGGAGGAUGAAAGUCACCGUCUGCUUCGGCCGGACCCGGGUGGUCGUGCCUUGCGGCGACGGGAACCUCCAAGUGGGCAGCCUCAUCGAGCAAGCCGUGACCAGGUACAGGAAGGCCGUGGCCAAGGAUCCAAACUACUGGAUACAAGUACAUCGUCUGGAACAUGGUGAUGGGGGAAUCCUUGACCGUGAUGACAUCCUUUGUGACGUAGCUGAUGAUAAAGACAGACUUGUAGCUGUAUUUGAUGAGCAAGAUCCACACCAUGGAGGAGAUGGUACAAGUGCCAGUUCUACGGGUACCCAGAGCCCUGAAAUAUUUGGGAGCGAGCUGGGCACGAAUGCUGCAUCAGCCUUCCAGCCUUACCAAGCAACAAGUGAAAUAGAGGUCACGCCUUCGGUCCUUCGCACAAAUAUGCCUCUUCAUGUACGGCGCAGCAGUGAUCCUGCAUUAGUUGGUCUUUCAACAUCAGUCAGUGAGAACAAUUUCACUUCAGAAGAGCCUUCUCGGAAAAACCCCACAAGAUGGUCAACCACUGCAGGCUUCCUCAAGCAGAAUGCACCUGGUGGGACAAGGAGUCAUGAAAGAAAGAAAGAUGACAACUACCGAAGCCUUCCACGGGACACCAGUAGCUGGUCUGCUAACCAGUUUCACAGGGACAAUGCUCGCUCUUCACUAAGUGCCACCCAUCCCAUGGUAGACAAAUGGCUAGAGAGACAAGAACAGAACUUUGGGAUUGUUAGUAAAGCGGUUGGAGAAAGGUGGAAAAGCUGAACAAGAACACCUCUUUCAUGAAAAUGAUUGUAUUGUCAAAAUAAAUGAUGGGGAUCUUCGCAAUCUAAGAUUCGAACAAGCACAGCAUAUGUUCCGUCAAGCCAUGCGUACUCCCAUUAUUUGGUUCCAUGUGGUUCCAGCGGCAAAGAAAGAGCAGUAUGAGCAGUUGUCACAAAGUGAGAAAAACACUCAUUACUCCACCCGCUUGAGCCCUGAUUCCCAGUAUAUUGACAGUAAAAGUAUUAACCACACUGGAGUUCACACAUUGCAAAGAAUACCCCGAGUGAGUGAUCAUGUAGAUCAACUGGACUCUUACUCACAACUACCUCAGCAUGUGAAUUCAUCAGGAAAACCACCUUUAGGCCCAUCGCCAUCACCAUCACCGCAAAAAGUUGCCACUGCUUCUGCUUCAAAUAUUGGCUAUAACACCAAACGGAUUGGCAAGCGGCUAAAUAUACAACUGCGGAAAGGUACAGAAGGUCUAGGAUUUAGCAUCACUUCACGAGAUGUUCCCAUUGGGGGCUCAGCUCCAAUUUAUGUGAAAAACAUCCUUCCAAGAGGUGCAGCUAUUCAAGAUGGAAGAUUGAAGGCUGGAGACCGGCUCAUUGAGGUCAAUGGUGUGGACUUAACUGGGAAAACUCAAGAAGAAGUUGUUUCCCUGCUGAGAAGCACCAAGAUGGGAGGGACAGUAAACCUUCUCAUUUUACGCCAAGAAAUAUUCUAUCCAAGGGAACUGAAUACUGAACAAACCCAGUCACAAAUUCCAAAGGAAACGAGAGCAGAAGAAGAUCUUGUCCUGACUCCCGACGGCACCAGGGAAUUCCUGACUUUUGAAAUUCCCCUUAAUGAUUCAGGAUCAGCUGGGCUUGGUGUCAGUGUGAAAGGUAACCGGUCAAAAGAGAACCACGCAGACCUCGGCAUCUUUGUCAAGUCAAUUAUAAAUGGUGGAGCAGCUUCUAAAGAUGGAAGACUCCGAGUGAAUGAUCAACUAAUAGCAGUAAACGGGGAAUCGUUAUUGGGUAAGACAAACCAGGAUGCCAUGGAAACCCUGCGUCGGUCCAUGUCCACGGAGGGAAACAAACGUGGAAUGAUUCAGCUCAUUGUGGCAAGGCGAAUAAGCAAAGUCAAUGAGUUGGAAUCACCUGGAAGUCCCCCGAGGUUAGAGCUCCCUAUUGAGUCAAUACUGAUUGACAGGGAACGUAGGAUUUCCCAUUCGCUGUACAGUGGGAUUGAAGGCCUCAAUGAUUCGCCCACCAGGAAUGCCGCCUUGAACAGGAUAAUGGGUAAAUACCAUCUUUCUCCAACUGUCAACAUGCCCCAAGAGGACAUAGUUAUUAUUGAAGAUGAUAGAUUGCCAGUACUACCUCCACAUCUUUCAGACCAGUCUUCUUCCAGUUCCCAUGAUGAUGUGGUUUUUGCAACUGUGGAUGGAGGAGCCUGGAAUAAACCAGCCAUUAUUGAAUCCACAGAAUGUACUCUGAGUCCAGAUGUUGAUCCAGAGCUUGCCUUCCAGCGAGAGGGAUUUGGACGUCAGAGCAUGUCAGAAAAGCGAACAAAGCAGUUUUCAGAUGCCAGCCAGUUGGACUUUGUUAAGACACGGAAAUCCAAAAGCAUGGAUUUAGUAGCUGCCGAGACUAAGCUCAAUACAGUGGAUGACCAGAAAACAGGUUCCCCAACCAGAGACGUGGGUCCUUCAUUAGGCCUGAAGAAAUCCAGCUCUUUAGAAAGUUUGCAGACAGCAGUUGCAGAAGUGACUCUGAAUGGUGAUAUUCCCUUCCAUCGCCCACGACCACGGAUAAUCCGGGGGCGGGGAUGCAAUGAAAGCUUCAGAGCUGCAAUUGACAAGUCAUAUGAUAAACCCGGGGCAGAUGAGGAUGACGAGGGCAUGGAAACCUUGGAAGAAGACACUGAAGAAAGCUCACGAUCAGGUAGAGAAUCUGUGUCCACAUCAAGUGACCAGCCAUCCCAUUCUCUAGAAAGACAGAUGAAUGGCAACCAAGACAAAGGAGACAGAAAAAAAAUAGGGAAGGACAAGAAAAAAGAUCGUGACAAAGAGAAGGACAAAAUCAAAGCCAAGAAAGGAAUGCUUAAAGGCCUGGGAGACAUGUUCAGGUUUGGCAAACAUCGAAAAGAUGACAAGAGUGAGAAAAUCAAAGUGCAGGAAGCUGUUACUGGCGAAGAGGACAAACUACGAAUGAAGCAAGAACAGGAGAGAAUUCAAGCCAAGACUCGAGAAUUUCGUGAGAGGCAAGCUCGGGAACGAGACUACGCUGAGAUCCAUGAUUUAAACAGGACUUUUGGGUGUGAUGCUGAUUCAUUGUAUGCUGGGAUUCCUUCAUAUCAUUCCCCCACAAAUAGUGCUACAAUGAACAAUCGACCACAGAGCCCAAGGGAAGGACCAACAGGCGAAGCACUAUAUGCCCAAGUAAAGAAAGCCCGCAAUUCCAAGUCUUCACCUGCAGACAGAUCAGCUCCCAGCAAUCAUGACCGGAUACAACGUCUAAGGCAAGAAUUUCAGCAAGCAAAGCAAGAUGAAGAUGUGGAGGACAGGAGGCGGACAUACAGUUUUGAACAGCCAUGGCCAAAUUCAAAGUCGUACUCGCAAAGUGGGAGGCAUUCUGUGUCGGUAGAAGUUCAGAUGCAGAAGCAGCGACAAGAAGAAAGAGAGAGUUUCCAGCAGGCUCAGCGACAGUACAGUUCAUUACCAAGGCAAAGCCGGAAAAAUGCAAGUUCCGUAUCUCAAGAUUCUUGGGAGCAGAACUAUCAUCCAGGUGAAGGUUUCCAAAGUGCGAAAGACAACCCCAGGUAUUCCAGUUAUCAGGGCUCACGGAACGGCUACAUGGGUGGCCAUGGCUUCAACGCACGGGUCAUGCUUGAAACUCAAGAGUUGUUGCGUCAAGAACAAAGGAGGAAAGAGCAGCAGAUGAAAAAAAAGACAUCUUCUGAAGGGUCCAGCAAUUAUGACUCCUACAAGAAAGUGCAAGACCCUAACUAUGCCACUCCCAAAGGUCCUUUCAGGCAAGAUGUACCACCUUCGCCAUCUCAGGUUGCCCGGCUAAACAGAUUACAGACUUCAGAAAAGGGAAGACCUUUUUAUUCGUGAGUCAAAGAAAAGGGUCACCAUCCCAUGCAAUAAAGGAACACUUUCAUAUGAAGAGACUUGUAUUUUGUGAAGAAUGUUCCAAACGUUUGGAAGUGUUGGUACUAAGGAUUUUUUGUCUGCUUCAGUGCCUUUAACAAAAUGGGCAAAGAAUUGGAGGGCCUUAUGUCUUUGCCAUUGUGUCUCAAGUAUUAUAUUCCUCAAAAGGAGUUUCCAUCAUCUGACAAUCAUAUCCUAGGCAAAUGAUGUUUCUUUUUUAAUCAAGUGUCCCAGUCCAGCCCGGUGCUAUCAGGGGCUGCUUUGCCACAUUUUGUUAUCAGGUGUUCAACUCUUUAAUGAAUUAUGGUUCCAACAUGCAUAAUAAAUGGUUUCUUAACUAAACAAAACAUUGCCAUAACUAUUUCCCCCUUGGGUUGAGGGAAAGGGGUGCAUAUCAGCUAUAAGCAGUAAGGCAGAUGUCUACUCAAGAUCUCUGGUCCUGGAUGACUUAUAGUUGAUAAAUAUUUAAAAGUCUGUAUGCUGAAAUUCUCUUUCUUUGCCUGCACAUGUUCACUCUUGAGUCCUAUUGAAAAGCUUUAUCUUCAUUCCUAAGCAAAAAGGAAAAAAACUCAAUGCUAUUCUAUUUCAUUUAUUCUGGGGACCUUGUUACAUUUGUCUUAUAUACUUUAAACAUAUAUACCUUAUAUUAUCAAUGGAAACAUUGUAUUUAUAUAACUUAACCUUGGCCAAUAGCAAUGGUGCGAAAUCUCUUGUUUCAUGAAGCAUACGAAAUGGUGUGGGGGAAAAACUCUGGCUUGGUUUAGCAAGUUUAUUUUUUUAUAAAACGUUUCCCCUUGCCUUCAAAAUGAAUUCUAUUCCAAAAUGAACCAUUACUCAGUUACAUCAUAUCAUGAUAAUUUAAUUUCUUUUGUUGGAAGGGGAAAGGCAGGACAAAAUGAAAUUAAAUUCUAUUUUUGAAGUAAAAAUAGCUUUUUUAAAACCUCUCUUUUUUGACAGUUUGUAAAGCCUUGUGGACAAUGUACACUGUGCUUCCAUCUUAUGGUAUUUUUGCAUCUCACUAUGAUACAACCACUAAAGUGUAUGAAUUCAAAAAAUAAAUGGGGAGGGGGAGGCAAGGGACUUGGUAUGUAUCAUUGUGAAAAUAUGUUGAUGUCCAAAAAUAACAUACACAAAAAGAUCAUUCUAGCAGAGAUGUUUUAAUGUGCUUAUUGGGUAUAUGAAAUUUUCCUUUGCAACAGCUGGAUUUGUGUUUGUAGGUCUGAAUUUUCAUGUAUUGUGAAAUAUAUAACUGGAUUGUGAAAGUGCCUGGAAAUCCCAGUGUGAAAAAGAUUGAGAUUAAAGCUCAGCAUAUCAUUCAUAAAUGAACAAAACAAAAAAAGUAUCAUACACAGUAUUUGAUUGAUCUGCUUUUUUUAAAAAAAAGGAAUUUGUCCCAUUUUACCUUUGCCUCAUCCUGUUUCUAGAUUAUAUGUGAAAUUCAGCACAUGUUACCUGUGUCUUUUAUGCCCGUUUGUUCAUUUUGUUUGUUUGUUAAUAUACUCAAGUGUUAAAGAUUUGUUACUAAUGUAAGCACAAUGACAUUGGAUGAUUAUGGCUCUUUUACGCAGAGACUGACUCACUGUGUAAAAUGGCACCCUCUGUAAAUACAGAAAUUUAGAAUAAAAAGACUUUUUGUCUUGGGUUUCAAUAUC
Anolis carolinensis (green anole) is the source of this 5982-nucleotide messenger RNA. RefSeq names its product par-3 family cell polarity regulator (gene pard3). Gene Ontology annotation, cellular component: cell cortex; apical junction complex; adherens junction. Gene Ontology annotation, molecular function: protein binding; phosphatidylinositol binding. Gene Ontology annotation, biological process: cell adhesion; intracellular protein localization; establishment of cell polarity. NCBI's taxonomy places the organism in Eukaryota, Metazoa, Chordata, Lepidosauria, Squamata, Anolidae. The record is from RefSeq and is a predicted model, not a curated record.